AAGUUAUCGAGAACGGAGCGGCUCAGCCGAGUUAGAAACUGAUGCUAAGGCCCAUGACAGGAAAAACGUCAAGAAAAAGGGGAAAGGUCACGAAGUGAAGGGAAGAAAGAGCAGCAAUGGAGGACAGGCAUGCUCAUAAUAGUCCUUUUGGAUGGGAUCUGACCGCCGCUGCUAGGUGGAACCGGCUCGAUAUGAGGCUGGUCCCGAAGGAUACAAGAAGAUAAGGAACACCGGAUCGCUGCCCCAUUUCAAUGACUGGUGCACAAUUAUUGUGGAUGACAUGGGCAAAAAAAUCUACAUGUAUGGCGGGAGCCGUCCCAAUGACAAAAAAUACAUCCCUACGAACGAUUUCCAUGUUCUGGAUGUCGACACUAUGCAGUGGAAGAAGCUCACAUCCAUAAUGCAGCCAAAAUUCUGGUCUAAUGCUCAUCAACCAUUCGAACCAAUAGGGAAACUGGAACCCUUGCCGUCGUUGUUCAAACCAGCAUGCUCCUUCUUUCAUUUCAAAGAGACAAAUUAUAUCUUCAUGUUUGGUGGCUUUGAUGUCGACGAUGAGGCCGUGUCUUCUCGUCUCAUAGCUAUUGAUCUUGAUGAUCCGCAAUGGUGGUACGUCGAAAUUGAGGGAGGCAACGUUUGUGGGCGGAUGAACGCGUCUAUGAUUGGGAUAGACAACAAGCUGUUCAUCUUUGGUGGGCGGGCCUCGUACGACAAGAAUUCUCUCGGUAUAGCAUCUUACUCUAUCGCAGAAUACACAGACUAUCGAUGGAAGUGGAUGUCGGGAAGGCGGGAUCGGGCUUACGAUGCCCAUGUUCCGCCGUUAGGGUUUGGUGGACGGGCUCUCUCUGUGCAUGGGGGAAAGAAGAUUUUGUUGACACCUGGGCGCCUGACUAACAAGGCACCUGUGAACAUGCAGGAAUCAAACUCGAUCUUCUUCCACACCACUAACUUCACAUUUCGUGCAGCUGCGGACACGAUCGGCACCUUCCCUGGAAACUUGCGCUGGUAUGGGUCGUACUCGAGUGAAGGUUCUCAACCUUCCGUUCCAACUUUGCCAACGACCUCACCGUUGCUCCGAAAACGGAAACGAUUGUCUUCCCCGCCGCGAGAACACGUAGUCUAUCCGGCGCAUGUCAUGAUUGCCGGGUGGGUGGACUAUGGAAAAGAAGAUCAUAUCAUGCCAGAGCUGUGGCAGUACUUCCUUCCACCGGAAGAGAAAAUUCAGUGUUUCAAUGUCCGCUCAACGAUCUGGUCCAUGGAUCUGAAUCUGCAUUCCUUCGCUGCAGUCGGUAAUCGAAUGAUCUUUUUUGGUUAUGAAGCAGAAAGUGAAGGCGAUAGGGUUCCGGAUGAUGCAACAUAUAACAUUUGCGUCGAGAUAGAUUUGGGAGUAGUUUCCAAGAAUGCGGUUUGUGAUUUCCCCGUUGUAUGCGAUGAUUAUGAUUCGUGGCUCAUAUUCAAUUUGACUUUAUGCAGACGGAAGUCAAGAUUGAAGAAGAGAACCUCGGCGUUGGGCAAUAGAGUCGUGGAUGACAUACUCCCCGCACGUUAGGGAUGUCCAGGAUAGGGCUUUGAGACGAAUAAGUCUGUGAAGGUGCAUGGUCGCCCUACGACAUAAGAAACAAGUAAACUGUAGUCCAGAAACUUCUUUUCCCUUUGCAUGGCGUAGCGAGGGGAGGAAAUUUCCCAGGAUUGCGGUAUCGAAACGCUUCGCAUUUUCUUCAGGUAUCAAAGGCAGAUGUCAAUUAUCAUUUUUUUGCCAUUGCGCCUUCUGUGUACAUACUCGACUGACGUCUUGUUUUGGUGUCUUGACCGUUUAGAGUUUGAUGAAAAUAAGCUCCUUUUGAAUCGCUACCAAUAGUAAGGCCCACCAUCUCAGGUAGACGGAAG
This is a messenger RNA of Guyanagaster necrorhizus, 1884 nucleotides long. RefSeq lists its product as uncharacterized. The record is from RefSeq and is a predicted model, not a curated record. NCBI's taxonomy places the organism in Eukaryota, Fungi, Basidiomycota, Agaricomycetes, Agaricales, Physalacriaceae. Bases 281 to 1546 code for a protein of 421 amino acids. The transcript has 3 exons. Gene Ontology annotation, molecular function: protein binding.